CGAUGUCGAGACGUCUCUACCUUGGCAGGUUACCUACGGAUGCUCGUUCAGAUGAUGUGUCCAAAUUUUUUGACGGCUAUGGUCGUAUCAUCGAUUGUCGUGUCAUGACUGGUUUCGGCUUUGUCGAAUUCGAAAACGCUAAGGACGCGGAGGACGCAGUACACAACUUCAAUGGGAAACCCUUCAUGGGCGUCAACAUUGUCGUCGAGUUCGCGAAGGAGAGUCGCCCACGUCGGGAGGUUUAUGACAAUGAUAGAGGGGGUGGGGGUCAUGGCGCUCCGCGGUCGCGGAGGCCCCCUGGUAUUCGCCUAAUCGUUUCAGGCGUGUCCCGUGACACGAGUUGGCAGGACUUGAAAGACUUUGGACGCGACGCCGGCAGUGUAUCCUUCGCAGAUAUUGACCGUGACGUUCCCGGUCAAGGGGUAUUGGAGUAUCUGUCCCGUGAGGAUGCUGAUCGUGCAGUAAAAGAACUGGACGGUAAGGAUCUCCGUGGUCGACCAGUUCGUGUCGCCCUGGAUGACUCUCGCUCUGGCCCUGACAACUAUCGUCGCGACGAUCGCCGCGACGACCGUCCCCGUGAGGACCGCUACCGGGAUAGGGAUGACAGGGGAUAUCGCCGGGACCGAUCCAGGUCACCUCCUCGUCGUGCCGAACAUGAGGACCGUCGUCCGCCCAGGUCUCCGCCCCCCAGGAGGGAGGUUGAUGAUAAAAGGCCUGCAGGGUACGAUGAUCACCGGCGAGGAGGCUAUGAUGACCGCAGACCCCCUGAUUAUUAUUAUGACCGACGCAGGGACGAACCAGAACGACGCAGAGACGACAGGCGACGCGACGAGAAAGAUGAGCGCUACGACGAUAGGCCGAGGAACGCAAACGGUGAUGGCGGAUGGUCGCGUUGAGUGGAUCUUAGUACGCUACCGGGCUCGAGAUAAAAAAUUCGGACGGCGAUCGAUGGUUUAUUUCCCUUCUGUCUUGGACUUCCUCGAAUAUGGUGUUGUCGUUUAAGGGGCCCCGUGUACUUCUCAUGGUCAAUGGUUGGUCCACACCUCGUGUCAGGAUUUAUGAGGAACACCGGCCAAUGGGACAAAAAUCUAUAUCUCCCUUAACUGUGAGCGGUGGAUCCAAUUGGUCAAGGCAUCCCGGAAGGAGCAAAACCCGACCAUAUCUUUCUUCGCCUCUUACAUAAGCCCUCAGAAAUUUUCAAGUUGCGAGGGAUACUUGGCGGGUCGUUUCCCGCCAUCAUCUUGAGAGGAAGUUUAAAGGAUACCUCUGGGUUUCCGUAGAUACCGCCACUUUGUUGAAAGCCUCAUUGUUUGCGUGUCUAUCCAUAAUGGUAUAUGAUCUGUGAUCCGCUCUCCAAGCCCAUCCAGCUGAGGUCUCGAUUGUCAUCGUUUGACUUGAGCUCGGCAAGAGUCCCAUCCCUCAUCCUCAGCCAACAAGUUACUGUAGCUCUGCCAGCUUUCGUCACUUUCCCAAUUUUCGCCCUAAAAUGUCGCAACGACAAACUCGGGAGGACGCGAAGAUGGACUGAUUGUGUAGCCUGGAGGAGCUGGUCAACUCCGCCUGAAUCUGAUGGGGGCUCAAAGCACCGGUAUAAUUCCAAGUCUAUCAGGUGGUUGCUGAGCUUGUCAGAAGACACGACUCGCGUCGAAAUUUCAUCCGGAGUGCCAUGCUUUUUACACAAGGCAUCCCAUUGGCGAAACAUUUGACACCGUUCUUCCUGUGAUGCUGCACCCGAUUCUAAGACCUGGGAGAGGUAGAAAAGCUCCGAGUCUGUGCGUUCUCUCACCGAUAUUGAAGUUCCGUCGAGAGUCAGCAGGGAUGGAAUCCUGGCAAUCACGAAGGGCCGGGAGCGCAAAUCAAGGCUGUGACUUGGAGAUGUUGAUUCCAAGCUGGUGAACAGAGGGGGGUGAGCGUCCCCCAUCAGUGGAUUGCCGCUCAACGACAGUGUUUCUAGAGCAGGAAACCACAAUGACACGGCAUCAAUGUCGGUCCAUUCGCUUAGAAAGUUGGAUGAGAGAGAGAGGUGCUUGAUCCCGUAAAGCUGCAUAUGUGUCGGGUUUGGGAAAGGAAUCACACGAAUCCCAUUUGAGGUCAGGAUAACGCGGCCCAGUAGCCUAUAAGCUUGUAGAGAUGAGCAUAUUUGAAUCCAGUCACUACACAGGUUAUUGUCUAGAUUGAGUACUUGAAUGGAGGAGUUGGACAAAGGUUUGUCCGGAUCACUUGAGAGGUUGUCAAUUUGGUUAUAGCCCAUUUCCACUAACCGCAGCUGGGGCAUGAAGGCCGUGAUGAUCUGCAUUUCUCUCCAAGUUACCAAUGUGCCGUUCAUUU
Molecule: messenger RNA, 2328 nt
Organism: Laccaria bicolor S238N-H82
Lineage: Eukaryota; Fungi; Basidiomycota; Agaricomycetes; Agaricales; Hydnangiaceae
Exons: 13
Coding region: 3-896 (297 amino acids)
Cellular component (GO): ribonucleoprotein complex; nucleus; cytoplasm
Molecular function (GO): mRNA binding
Source: RefSeq, a predicted model, not a curated record